Drosophila guanche is the source of this 4986-nucleotide messenger RNA. RefSeq names its product protein abrupt (gene ab). The record is from RefSeq and is a predicted model, not a curated record. Gene Ontology annotation, molecular function: protein binding. Gene Ontology annotation, biological process: regulation of transcription by RNA polymerase II. The coding region runs from base 502 to 3228 and encodes 908 amino acids. Gene Ontology annotation, cellular component: nucleus. NCBI's taxonomy places the organism in Eukaryota, Metazoa, Arthropoda, Insecta, Diptera, Drosophilidae. The transcript has 7 exons.
GCAGCUGUAGCUGUAGCUGGAGCAGUGAAGGAACAACUGCAGGAGCAGAAGGCAAAACCAGCUGAAAACCAGCAUCAAAUCGAAGGAGAAGAUCUGAAGCUGCAACUUCUAAAAAAUAUCAGCAGCGCUUCAGGGCCGGCAUUGUUAGCUCCGUCCAUGGCCGCCAGCAGAGUCCGGUGAAAAUGGACAAGGGCCGCCCGAGAUUGCCGCAACUUUCGCCAAACUAGCAGAAGGGAAGAGGAGAGGAGAGGAGAGGAGAGGAGAGCAGGAGACAUCUACGGCAAAGACUCUUUCUGGCAAAAGUAAAUAUUUGCCAAAUCCCAACAAAAGGGCCACAACAAUAGCUUCGAAUUGAAUCGUAGCUGAGGAAUUAGCCACAAAGGAAGACGCAUUCUCGCGAGAGUCCAUUAAGAGCAAAGCCCCAUCCUCAAUCUCCCAACGGCUAGAAGCACGAACAGACCGACACCCAGGCAGCAGGUUGAGAGCCGACGGUCCACUUAAAUGACCGAAUCCACACAGCUGCAAACGGCGGAGAACAACAACGCGGGCGUGGUUAAAAUGGAGCCACCGCCACCGGCGACCUCCUCAACCUCCGGCCACGCGCUUUCCGCACUCUCCAUGGCGGCCACCGGCUCCGCCCUCUCGCCAGCCACACCGCCACCAUCCGCCCUGGGUCUGUCACAGCACCAGCAUCAGCAUCAGAGCCAUCAGAGCCAUCAGAGCCAUCAGAGCCAUCAUCAACAGCAGCAGCACUAUGCCCUCAAAUGGAACGACUUCCAGACCUCGAUACUCAGCUCGUUUCGGCAUCUGCGCGACGAGGAGGACUUUGUGGACGUGACCCUGGCCUGCGAUGAGCGCUCCUUCACCGCCCACAAGGUGGUGCUCAGUGCCUGCAGUCCCUACUUCCGCAAGCUGCUCAAGGCCAAUCCCUGCGAGCAUCCAAUUGUCAUACUGCGAGAUGUGCGCAGCGACGAUGUCGAGAAUCUAUUGAGCUUUAUGUACAACGGCGAGGUGAAUGUCAGCCACGAACAGUUGCCCGACUUCCUGAAGACGGCGCAUCUGCUGCAGAUACGCGGACUGGCGGAUGUCAAUGGGGGCUAUCCCUAUGCCAAGGCACUGUCCGCCGCCCUCUCGCACAGCAGCAACAGCAGCAGCAGCCACAACAACAACCUCAGCAGCAGCCACAACAACAAUUUCUCGGAGAGCAGCAAGCUCAACAGCUAUCUGCCACAGACACAGACACAGGCACAGGCAAUGCUGAACAACAGCAACAUCAGCAGCGGCAGUGGCAGCAACAGCGGAGUGCUCAACAGCAGUCACGGUUCACCCUUCAGCACGCCCCAGGCUCCAGCCUCAGUGCCUGCCUCGAGUGCCGCAGCGGCGGCAGCAGCGGCAGCGGCAGCCUCACUGACCGCUGCCGUGGCAGCAGCCGCAGCUGCCACAGCCAGCGCGAAUGCCAGCUCGAGCAGCAGCAGCAGGGACCAGCUACAGGGCCAGAGCACAGGCAGUGGCAGUGGCACGCCCGCCAUCCAGGAGCUAAAGGCAUCGGCAGCGUCGCCCGUAAGAACACCCAAUCCCAAUUCCAGCAAAGCCAGCAGCAGCAACCAUUGGGACAUGGGCGAACUGGAGGGCAGCCGCAAGAGCCACCUCACGCCGCCGCCACAGAAGCGCAUCAAGAGCGCCGAUCUCUUCCGGGCACAGCAUGGCAUCAGCCCCGAGCGACUGCUGCUCGAUCGUGAGUUUCCCGUGGCCGGACAGCAUCCGCUGACGCGCAAUCGCGGCGGACGCGACACGUCCAAGGAUCGGGAGCGUAACCUGGAGCUGCGCGAGUCCCUGCUGGGACAGGCGCUCGAGAACAGCAACGGACAGCAGGCGGCGAAUCAGAAACACGAUCUCGGACAAAGUGCCGGUGAGGACUCGAACAGCAGCGAUACGGAGCCCUCGGAUCGGGGCGAUGGCCAGCAUGAUGGCACCCUCGAUGGCAUCGACAAUCAGCGCUCGCACUCGUUCCCCAAUGCAUUCCUCGGCCUGCAGGGCAUACCCGGGCUGUUGCCAGGACCCUCUGGAAUGGGCAGUGAUUUUGUAUCCCGAAGAUCCCUGGAGAUGCGCGUGCGUGCCACUGAUCCUCGGCCCUGCCCAAAAUGCGGCAAGAUCUACCGCUCGGCCCAUACCCUGCGCACCCAUUUGGAGGACAAGCACACCGUCUGCCCCGGCUAUAGGUGUGUCCUGUGCGGCACUGUGGCCAAGUCGCGCAACUCCUUGCACUCGCACAUGUCGAGGCAGCAUCGCGGCAUCUCCACCAAGGAUCUGCCCGUGCUGCCCAUGCCCAGCCCCUUUGAUCCGGACCUCGCCUCACGGCUGCUGGCCAAGGCUGGUGUCAAGAUUUCGCCCGCGGAGCUGCGUGCCCGUGCCUCGCCCACCGGCGGCAGUGGCAGCAGCGGCGGUGGCGGCGGAGGAGGCGGCGGUGGCAGCGGUGCCGGCAAGUUGGAUCUGAGCAACGCCAGCGGUGGACCAUUGGACGAUGGCGAGGACUCUGACGAGGAUCCCGAAGACCUGACCGUGGGCAACGGCCUGUACGGAAUGGGUGGCAGCAACAGCGAUCUCAGUCGCUACCACGAGAGUCUCCUGAGCAACUUUGGGCACGCCAACACCACCAUCUCGCGGAUGCGGAACGAGGCUGCGGCGGCAGCGGCCACAGCGGUGGCCUUGGGCCAGCCCAAGGACCUGGGCGUGCAGAUUCCCACCAGCAAUGCUGCGGGCCAGUCCCUGCUGGACACCUACCUGCAGUUCAUCACAGAGAAUACGUUCGGCAUGGGCAUGUCCCAGGAACAAGCAGCAGCAGCGGCUCUCCGUGCCAAGAUGGCGCAACUGAAUGCCAUGGGACACAGUUUGGAUAGCCUGCCGCCUGGCCUGCUGCCCGGACAGUUCGAUCUGAGCAAGCUGGCCGCUGGCAAUCCCGCCUUUGGUCAGUCCGGACCGGGCCUGUCGAUAGAACCCAUACUGCGGCACGACCAGGAUGCAGCGCAGGGGCCGCUGGCGCUGAACUCUGGCGGCAGAAUGCAUGGCCAUGACAUGGAGGAGGCGGACAAUGAUGGGGAGUUGCGGAGAGAGGGUUCAGAGCCCAUGGAUCUGGGCCUGGACAACAAUCAGUCGGGCAGCAACAAUGAGGUGGCCAAUUCGGAUGUUGAAGAGAAUUACUCCGAGGAUGAGGGUGUGCACAAUACAUAAGAGAGGAGCAGGAGCACCGGGAUGGAUGGAUGGAUGGAUGGAUGGAGUCAACAGUUGUAUACCGAAUAACCAUGGAACAUAUGUAACGAGUAGCCUUAUCCCCAUGUAUACCAGUUUAUGUGUACAAUACGAUACAAAAUACGAUAUACAAUACGGAAAUACGAUAGAGAUACGGAUAAAAUAGGACUAGGAAACAAAAAUCAUAAAUCAUAUUUGCGCCGCUGCCAGAGCUGGCCAAAUAGUAGAGAAAUUCUAUGUUGUGCUUUUAAACUACCAAUACAGAUAUUUAUACAUAAAUGUAUAUUUAUAUAUAUACACAUGUACCUGUUGUGUAUACAAUUGAUGUCCCGACAGGAGAAGGCACAAAUCGCCUCCCUUACCCUUUUAGUUUUAAGUUAGAUUUCACAUUGAAAGCAAAGAAGAGCGUUUGUAAAUACAUUAAAAGAAAUACCUAAACACCCACAGAACCCAGUACCGAUCCGUCGCAUUUAAAGUACGUUUGUGAGUUAGUAAUCCGAAAAGGGAUAUUCAAAUGGAUAAUUCAGAUGUGCCAUGCAUGCCACAGCUAGUAGAGUCCGAGAGCGUAUGCCUAACCUAUGAUAUAAGCAUACAAGUAACAGCCUUCCAUGUUCCAAGUCUAGCCACUCCAUUGAUUCACAGUGCUUCACCAUAUCUCAGGAACGGAACACACACUCAGCCGCAACAAGAACCGAAAUCAACUCAAACUCGAACCGAACUACCUCAGCAGAAGACCUCUCAGACCUCAGCAGCAGCAGCAGCAGUAGCAGCAGCAGCAGCAGCAGAUGAAGAAUGAGUUUUGUGUGUGUCGAAAUACCUUAGACUUCCAUGAGUUGUGACUGGUCCUGUCCUGUCUUCGUCCUCUACUAUAUAGGGUACCCCGAAAACCGGAAACUUGCCAAUAUUGAACAGAAUAGAUUAAGGAUCCGCAAUGGAUCAGAAUAUAUACAUACAAGUGAAUGUUAAUUUAUAUACAAAACUACUUAUACGGUAUGCAGUGCACAUUUAGCAUAGAGAGACACACCACAAAACGCACUUAAAGAUACAGAGAUAUACAUAGAACGGAUGCCUGUACUUACCCCCCAGACAAUGGUUAGGAUUUGUCAGAGAAUUGAUUACCUCAGCAUACUCAGCAUUCGAUCAGACCACCCACAGACAGAGAGAGUGAGAGUGAGAGAGAGAGCACUCUGCGGUGAAGAGUUGAACAAGUGUCUCCUCCGUUUGAAGAGAGUCAAUACUUAAGGAAUAUUUAGAUGUAAUUAGUUUAUGUGGAUGCACUGCAAGCAAGAGACAUAGCUACCCCGUAGAUAGUUGUAACUUACGAGUGUAAGAAUAGUGAGUGCCGUGGCCAGAGUUUCCUGUAUGUAUUUUAGUUCGAAUAUGCCUCAGUUAUAAUCCUAGGUUUAUGGUUAGUUUCAAUCGAAGAUGAGCACAGACAGACUCUACAAGAGUCGCAAACCACUUGCCUUAUUGACCAACAUAUGUGUUACUUUAGUAAUUUUCUACCUCAAUUAAUUUAAAUGUAAUUUACUUGAAUAUUUAUUUGUAAGUUCGCAAUCGGAAUCAUCGUCUCGAAUGUGCAUUUCAUUUGUUUCUAUCGAGUAUUCAAUGGAUCCCAUAUAACGAUCCCCAAACGUAGCCUAACGUAACAAUACACAAGAUUGGAGAAUACCCAUAACAUGCCCAUACAAAAAUUAUAUAAAUAAAGAAGAACUCUAUGUAUGAGUAUGUUCAAUUUGA